Messenger RNA from Cryptococcus deneoformans JEC21, 1487 nucleotides. RefSeq names its product prenyltransferase, putative. The record is from RefSeq and is a predicted model, not a curated record. Gene Ontology annotation, cellular component: mitochondrial inner membrane. The coding region runs from base 17 to 1138 and encodes 373 amino acids. NCBI's taxonomy places the organism in Eukaryota, Fungi, Basidiomycota, Tremellomycetes, Tremellales, Cryptococcaceae. Gene Ontology annotation, molecular function: 4-hydroxybenzoate polyprenyltransferase activity. The transcript is spliced from 7 exons. Gene Ontology annotation, biological process: ubiquinone biosynthetic process.
AGACAGACACCCAGCGAUGCUUCUCCUUUCCCGCACCCGUCUCUUCCCCCGCCCGCUCCUUUCUCCCCUUUCUCGACCCCUCCCACUCCGCCCACGCGUGCUCACCACCUCUGCCAUCCGCCGCGCCUCUCUCCCCCCGACUGUCCCCCGCGUCUCCACAGAGCUCGUCCACCCCAAGGAGCAACAACAACAACUGCCAGCGCAACCACCCACAGUCUUUGAUAAAAUCCUCCCACAAUGGGCUCAAGGUGCCAAACCGUACCUCUACCUCACCAGGCUCGAUAAACCCAUCGGCUCCGUCCUUCUCUACUGGCCUUGCGCGUGGUCCAUAACAAUGGCAUCUACAGUGAACCACCUUCCCCCUACCACUCCUCUAUUCUACAUGUCACUCUUCGCCGUCGGAGCACUCAUCAUGCGAGGUGCUGGGUGCACCAUUAAUGACAUGUGGGACUGGAAGAUGGACGCCAAGGUCGAGAGGACAAAGACAAGACCUUUGGCCGCCGGCGAUGUUACUCAAUUCGGGGCUCUCACAUUCCUUGGAGCUCAGCUUACUGCCGGUCUUGCCGUGCUAACCCAACUUAACUGGUACAGCAUCGUCCUGGGAGCUUCCUCGCUAGGAUUGGUAGUCAUCUACCCGUUCAUGAAGCGUAUCACAUACUUCCCUCAAGUCGUGCUAGGCUUUGCAUUUAACUGGGGUGCCCUUCUCGGCUGGUCAGCCGUUGCCGGUGCUGUUGACUGGACGAUCGCGACGCCCAUGUACCUCGGGGGUGCGGCUUGGUGUGUCGCCUACGACAUCAUCUACGCUCACCAGGACAAGAAGGACGACGUCAUCGCUGGUGUAAAGUCCAUGGCCCUCCGAUUCCCCGACACUUCUCGCCAAGUCAUCUCCACUUUAUCCGCUUCAUUCGUCUCCCUCCUCACCUUUACUGGCUACAUGGCCGGUCUCGGACCGCUAUACUAUCUCAUUUCUUGUGGUGGUGCCGCUGCUCAUCUCGCUUGGCAAUGCUUAACUGUCAACUUUGACAGCCGAUCUGACUGCUGGAAAAAGUUUAGUUCUAAUGGAUGGCUAGGUGGCUUGAUCUGGUCUGGUAUCGCGGCAGACUACGUCCAGCAGGUCAUGUUCGGGGUGCCUGCUUGAGAAAUCAAGCUGCAAUGAAGGUGACAAAAAACGGGCUGUGCACAUGCAUGGUAGGACAAAAAAGCUCGUUAUAGGUUAGUAUCGUUAUCAUGGGGUGCCUGUGAUGUUACUCAGUGCACGACUGCAAAUUAUGACAUCCAACUUACCACCAAGGAAAUUGCUCGCCUUAUCAGCUUGUGUCUGCCAGUCGUCUUUGAAUGCGGCGAUCCCAACUAAUACACCAGCCGCAAAAACUAUACAAAGAAAUAAUAAGCCAAAAAGCGCCUAGAGAUCCGUCAACUCAAGGUUCGACCGUCCAGUCCAAAAGAUUACCCACCCCAAAACCGAGAACCACAACACCCAAUCAUAU